This is a messenger RNA of Cyclopterus lumpus (lumpfish), 1938 nucleotides long. RefSeq lists its product as uncharacterized. The transcript has 7 exons. The record is from RefSeq and is a predicted model, not a curated record. Bases 265 to 1290 code for a protein of 341 amino acids. Lineage: Eukaryota; Metazoa; Chordata; Actinopteri; Perciformes; Cyclopteridae. Gene Ontology annotation, molecular function: oxidoreductase activity.
GUUUAUUUCCGGCUAAACAGAGUCAGCUGUUGGUGGAAACACUCGUGGAUGUUGUAACUGUUACGCAACAAUGUUUUGUAACUAGCACGUUGUUGUGACUUGUAGCUUAUUUCCUUCGUGGCGGCUCGGUCUUGACGUAAAGUAAGUCACGUGUGUUAUCCUGCAGUUGUCGGCCGGUUCAGCCUCCACAGUGGUCUGCCGAGCAGAGCGACGUGACCGUAUUGGGAUUGAAGAAGAGAGGCAUCAACCGGCACCGACAGCAGGAUGUCCCCGGUUCCCAAAGUGAGGCUGACCGGAGGUCUGGAGGUCUGCCGGGUGCUGAACGGCAUGUGGCAGGUGUCCGGAGCGCACGGGGAAGUGGACCGGGCCAAAGCAGUGGAGGCGAUGCAGUCCUACGUAGACGCUGGUCUGACCACAUUUGACAUGGCAGAUAUUUAUGGGCCUGCAGAGGAAAUAUUUGGACAUUUCAACAGCCAGGUCAAAUCAUCUGGGAAUGACGUCCCAGCUCUGCAGAGUCUCACCAAAUACGUGCCGAGACCAGAACCGAUGAACCGAAAGGUGGUGGAGAAGGCUCUGCGGCGCUCCAUGACCCGGAUGCAGGUUGACAGUCUGGACUGUGUUCAGUUCCACUGGUGGGACUAUAAAGACAAAAGAUACCUGGACGCACUGGGACACCUCUCCGACCUGCAGCAGGAGGGACUCAUACGAGAGCUCGCCCUCACUAACUUUGACACUCAGAGGCUGGAGGAGAUCACCAGCCGAGGCAUCCGCAUCUCAAGCAACCAGGUUCAGUACUCUUUGAUUGACCAGCGACCUGCGGCCAAGAUGGAGAAGUUCUGUCUGGCGAACAACAUUCAGCUCCUCACGUACGGCACUCUGGCUGGCGGCCUACUCUCAGAGCGUUAUCUGGGGAAGACGGAGCCUACUUCCAGGGCGGAGCUCUACACCGCCUCCCUCUCUAAGUACAAGAACAUGAUCAACUCUUGGGGUGGCUGGAGCCUUUUCCAGGACCUCCUCGUUGCCUUGGAGACCGCUGCUCGGAGACACGACUGCUCAGUGGCCAGCGUGGCAACACGUUACGUGCUGGAUCGCCCUGCAGUGGGCGGGGUCAUUGUCGGUUGUCGGCUAGGCGUCGCAGGGGCGGGGCAACACAUCAGUGACAGUCUGCGUAGCUGCAGCCCUGACUUGAAGUUGACAGUGGAAGAUCUUGCCGUCAUCACAGCAGUGACACAACGCUCCAGGGACCUCAGUGCACUUAUCGGGGACUGUGGGGAUGAGUACAGGAGCUAGAGAGGUGGGGGGAGGGAGGGAGGACAGAACGGCUCUUCAAGUAGAAAAAGCAAUGAAAAUCUGUUCAAUUCUCCAUUCACAUUUUUGCCACUCCUAUUGAUUGAUAGAAGUUGCUGGGAAAAAAGGCGGAAGCUGCUGUUUUGUUAAACAUUAUUUACAUGAGAAAGAGCCUUCAGUAAGUGGGGAUCUAUACGUUUGGACCUUUAUACAACCUCCGAAGAUAUGUGCCUCAUUCAAAGUGUAAAUAUUCAGUGGGUAAAAACCCACUGAAUAUUUGAUGCUGUUAAACACACUGAACACUUUUCUCUUCCAGCGCAUGCUUCCAGUGUUGUAGUGCUUUUUAAUGUGGGAGAGAAGCUUCUCAUUCAGGCUUGAAUAUUGUUGCAUUAAAAUGCACAAACACAGUAAUUACUGUUUACAUUUCAGUGUCUUUUAGUUACAGAAUUAAGAAAAAAAGGGCAGAGUCUAAACUAUGAUUGUACUCUUUCACACUGAUUUAAAUCAAUAUUUUCUCAUAAUAAGAUAUGGCAUCUCAUUAAUGUAAUUCUGAGGGUUUGUUUUUAAUUUGUGUUGAAUUCAAUGUAUGAGAUUAAUCCAAAUCACCUUGAAUGAGUGGGUUGUAUAGGUAAAUAAAACUUUUCUCAUCAA